AAUCUGAUGUCGACAGCGUCGGAUAUGCGGAUCAAAGGAGAGUCUGACUCGGGCAUGAAGCGAAGUUCAGGGAGGGAGUGGCUCAGUCAAAAAUCCAACGAUGGGGCGCCGGCGUUGAAUCGUUUUGUCGAUGCUGUACCGUGCGGCCGAGAGAUGGUAGCAGUCCACAGUAUAAGUGGCGCUCUCGGCGAAGUGGAACGAUUAUGACUCAUAGGAUGCUGCUUUACCCGGCCAGUCUGCAGCGCAUCCGUAUCGACAGGUUUCGCGUCGAUUUCGUGGCUUUCUGUGCUGUGUAACGGGUGACAAGGGCCGAAACAACGGGGUCGGGUGAUGACCAGGA
This is a messenger RNA of Laetiporus sulphureus 93-53, 340 nucleotides long. RefSeq lists its product as uncharacterized. NCBI's taxonomy places the organism in Eukaryota, Fungi, Basidiomycota, Agaricomycetes, Polyporales, Laetiporaceae. The record is from RefSeq and is a predicted model, not a curated record. The transcript has 2 exons. Bases 7 to 207 code for a protein of 66 amino acids.